Prorocentrum cordatum is the source of this 801-nucleotide messenger RNA. Lineage: Eukaryota; Dinophyceae; Prorocentrales; Prorocentraceae. The record is from the annotation of a GenBank genome assembly.
AGAUAGCGGGGGGGGGCACCACGCACAAGUGGGACAGGUCUCGGCUGACCCUUCCUCGUCCUGGGCCACCCCAUGCGUCCGCGAGCAAAGGGGGCCGUAGUCUUCACUUUUCCGGCUCUCGAGCGGUAGCCUAGGCCGCGGAGCGUCUGCGACAGUCCCCCCGAGAACCGACUGGCGCUCGCCGAGGGAGGGGGCCCUCCGUGCUGAGAGGGCCCUGUCCCGCGGGCACAGAGGCAGCCGCCCUCCUACACGCAGCAGUAACAGAGAGGAGAAGGGAAGAUGGAGCAGUACGCGGAAGGAAGAGGCAAGGGAGAGGACUUGGGCGAGGAGAAGGCCACGACAGCAAAACUGGGUGGCCUUGCCAACCUUGGCUCGAAGCUGCGAGAACUAGCUCGCACGCGGCCUACACAAGAUCCUAAAGGGCUGGAAAAGGGUGCCACGCUUCGACCGCGCUCCAGCACCAUCGACAGCACGCAGCCAGUGCUUCUAUCCAUGUGUCCAUGCUUGGCGUCCUAUCGUGCUCCCCUCCAGCGCCUUUCAGUGAAGUCGAAAAGAUCUGAGGAAGAGAGGGAGCGAGGAGGAGGAGGAGGAGGAGGAGGAGGAGGAGGAGGAGGAGCGAGGAGGGAGCAGGAGGAUGACCAGCAGCGCCGGCAGCAGGAGAGGGCAGGGGGCCGGCUGUGCCUGUCCACCGCCAUCUCAGAAGAGGGCUGUCCCGCCUGAGCGACCACACGCCCAGGACCAUUGUUCGGGUCAGCCUCAGGUCGGGCACGUCCCCCUACAGGCGCAUUUUGGACGAAGAAU